This is a messenger RNA of Ctenocephalides felis (cat flea), 2049 nucleotides long. RefSeq names its product zinc finger protein 667-like. The coding region runs from base 1 to 2049 and encodes 682 amino acids. The record is from RefSeq and is a predicted model, not a curated record. Gene Ontology annotation, cellular component: chromosome. Gene Ontology annotation, biological process: regulation of transcription by RNA polymerase II. Gene Ontology annotation, molecular function: chromatin insulator sequence binding. The transcript has 9 exons. Lineage: Eukaryota; Metazoa; Arthropoda; Insecta; Siphonaptera; Pulicidae.
AUGGUGUGUCAUAAAACUGCUGUACUAAGUGGACUCUUCAAUGAUGCCCCAUAUACAUGUAGCAACUGCCAGAAAGUCUACAGAUACAAAAAGACAUUAUUACUUCAUUUGCGUUACGAAUGUGGCAAAGAACCUCAAUUUCAAUGUCCAUAUUGUUUUUAUAAGUGCCAUCAGAAAGGAAAUUUAUUAACUCAUAUGAAAACUUGUAAAAUUUACAAGCAAGAAAUUUGCCACAUGUUCACAUCCUACUCAAAAAAGAAGGUCCGUCUACUAAAGUUAGAAAAUAUUGCAAAGGAUGUUAUGCCAAGAAAGUCGUCAAUUUCUCGAUAUGGAUUUCCAGCUCCGCCUCAAUCAAAUCAUGAUGGUGUGUAUCAUAUAUGUCCACAAUGCUCUCGAUCUUACAAAUAUAGUUGGAACCUGACUAAGCAUUUGAAAUAUGAAUGUGGAAAAAUGCCACAAUUCAAAUGUGAUCGGUGUGGACACAGAUUUCAUCAGAAAGGGAAUAUGAAAGCUCAUAUGAGAAAAGUCUUGGAAUGCUUCACAACUCCCAAAAAUGACAGAAAAAUAAACGGUUUGGGAUCAGCUUUCCUCAUGAUACCACAUUCUGUAUACCUUGAUUAUAAAUCUGAUGGUGAUGCUAAGACAAAAAUUGAUCAAGUUCCAUCACCCUGUCCCAUUGCCAGAAGAACCAGAGGUGCCAAGCGUGCUAGCUUAUUGGAAGAAGAUGUUAAGCCUUGUGUUGAAGUGAAUGGUUUCCUGAAGGAUAUUAGUAACGGCAAUAAUUUAUGUGUAGCAGCGGAAGCAAAACUGAAACAAAAAUCUCCAGGAAAAACAACACCAAGAAGUCUUAACGCUGUUGCACAAAAUGAAAAUUCAACCUCGAUCGCGAAAACUGAAAGUAAUCAUACAAUAGAUAGAUCUGAGGUCUCAUCAACGCCAGUUAAGGUUCAAAAAGUUUUUUGUUCCAUUUGCCUACAAGAGCUUGCAACACAUUAUACACUCAUGCGACAUUUGAGAGCAAAACAUCCCAAUUCGGAAAUAGUAUCCUCCUUUAAGAAAAAUUUCGAAGGUUCCAAAGUCAAGAAGCGAGCUAAAAAAGCCAAGAAUUUGGUUAAUGUUGCAAAAAUUGCUAUGCAAUCCGUUAAGAAGAAUUUGGCUAAACCAAAACAAUUGAACAUUGAUGUUGAAGCUAAUUUAAAGGCUGAAAAUAAUACCGAUGUGAAACAAGAAAAUAUGAAUACCAAUGUUGAAUUAUACACACUUAAUAACAAUAUUGGAGGUUUCGUGAGGCUGAGUGUUAAAAAAAAUAAAAUAUUUUAUGAUAAAAAUAACUUUCUACAAAUGAUUUCCGAUACUUCGAUCGCCACCAAUCAAGUGGUAAUGCACCAUUGUGACAAAUGCACCAGGCGAUACAAGAAUCGUGAACACCUGACCAGGCACCAGCGUUACGAAUGCGGCAAAGAACCGCAAUUUAAAUGCCCAUAUUGCCCUCAUAAGUGCCAUCAUAAAUAUUCGUUCUACUGGAUGGAAAAUUUGGCUUGGCAAACUCGAAAUGUACUUUUCGGCGGCCAACGGUCUGCAUUGGACCGCGUCCAUCAUUGUAACGCUUGCACCAGGUCAUACAAGUACCGCACGCACCUGCUGAGACACCAGAGGUUCGAAUGUGGCAAAGAACCCCAAUUUCAAUGUGGGCACUGUUCUUACAAGUGUCACCAGAAAGAUAAUUUGACGGCACAUGUUAGGCGAAAACAUGCUAACGAUGUCAGGACUGGUUAUAUUAUUUAUCGGUCGUCUUGGAAUCCAUGGGAAAAUAGGACAACAGCAGAAUUGACUGCCAACGGCAAACAUGUAUGUGCAGGUUGUUUGAAGGAGUACAAGUAUCGUUCCCAUAUGCUGCGACAUCAAAAAUACGAAUGCGGCAAGGAACGAAAUAUGCAAUGCACAUAUUGUUCAUAUAAAUGUCAUAGAAAGUGCGCUUUGACUUCACAUAUUGCACGAAUGCACAAACAUGUUGAUAUUGUCGAUGGAAUUGAACCCUAUUAUGAAUAA